This is a messenger RNA of Hyposmocoma kahamanoa, 5307 nucleotides long. It is a transcript of the gene Klp31E, whose product is annotated as kinesin-like protein KIF21B. Gene Ontology annotation, biological process: microtubule-based movement; mitotic spindle organization. The transcript is spliced from 30 exons. Lineage: Eukaryota; Metazoa; Arthropoda; Insecta; Lepidoptera; Cosmopterigidae. The coding region runs from base 85 to 4605 and encodes 1506 amino acids. The record is from RefSeq and is a predicted model, not a curated record. Gene Ontology annotation, molecular function: ATP binding; microtubule binding; microtubule motor activity.
UGGCUAUCUAGCGUGUCGUAUUGAUGCCGACGCUUUGUGCAAUGUGAACCAGUGUUUCUAAAUACAAGGACUUUAUAGCCCAUUAUGGGCACUUACAAGAUGUCUAACGAUGAAUCCAGUGUCCGUGUAGCAGUGAGGAUCCGUCCUCAAACACCAAGCGAAGUCGUUGAAGGAUGCGGCAUCUGCGCCCGAGCCGGUGGCCCCGCCGGGGAAGGCGGGGUGGCUCUGGGCGCUGAACGAGCCUUCACCUUCGAUUUUGCAUUCGAACCUUCAGUGCACCAGCAAGAUGUCUACGAAACGUGUGUCAAGAAGCUGGUGGAGGCGGCAUUGGAUGGAUAUAACGCUACAGUGUUGGCUUAUGGGCAGACGGGUUCAGGCAAGACUUACACAAUGGGCAGCGGCUGGGAAGGCGAAGGCGACGGCGACGCAGACCGAAAAGGCAUAAUACCUCGUGCAAUUAGAGAUCUCUUCGCUGGUGCCGAUGAGAGAGCUGAAAAUGCAAGAUCUCAGGGUCUGCUACCACCGGAAUUUUCCGUCCAGGCCCAGUUUAUUGAGCUUUACAAUGAGGAUAUUGUGGAUCUACUCGAUCCUGCUAAAGAUCCGUUUGCUAAGGGUGCCCUAAGAAUAACGGAGGAUGGCAACGGUGGAGUACGUAUAGUCGGAGCAUCAAUGCGUCCAGUUAGAGGGGUCAAGGAAGCUUUAGGCGCUUUGAGAGCCGGAGCUCUGGCCAGAACAACAGCAGCUACAAAUAUGAACUCAUCGUCAUCAAGAUCACACGCUGUAUUUACUUUGCUGAUGCGUCAGAGAAGAUUGGCACCGGACCAGGAUCAAGUAGACAAGGAUGCAGAGAAUGAAGCCCCUGAACAGUACGAGACUUUGACAGCAAAAUUCCAUUUUGUGGAUCUCGCGGGGUCCGAGAGAUUAAAACGAACAGGAGCAACCGGAGACAGAGCAAAGGAAGGCAUAUCAAUCAACUGUGGACUACUAGCCCUCGGUAACGUGAUAUCUGCUUUAGGAGACAAAUCAAGAAAAGCCUUGCAUGUACCGUAUCGUGAUUCUAAAUUGACAAGGCUAUUACAAGAUUCACUUGGAGGUAAUAGCAACACCGUCAUGAUAGCUUGUGUAUCACCCAGCGACCGCGACUUUAUGGAGACAUUAAACACACUGAAAUACGCAAACAGAGCUCGUAACAUAAAGAACCGAUGCGUCAUCAACCAGGACUUGACAUCGCGCACUAUUCACCAACUGAGACAAGAAGUCGCGAGAUUGCAGCUGGAACUCGCGGAAUAUAAACAGGGCAAACGUGUAAUAUCAGAAAAUGGCGAAGAGGGCUGGAGCGACGUAGUGCAAGAGAAUGCAAUCCUCACAGGCGAAGUUGAAUCCCUUAGACGAAGAAUCAAAGCUAUGCAAGGCACCAUCGAGCAACUGUCGGCGAGAAACAGCGAACUUAUUGCUGAGAAAGCGUUGGGGCAAUGGGCACCGAAAGACGGAAGUCCAGAUGCUAAUGAGUGUUCUUUGACCUCUCUAGUUCAGGGCUAUGUAAGCGAGAUCGAAGAUCUUCGUGCACAAUUAAUGGAAGCGAACGCUCUAUACGAAACCACGCGUAACUCGCGUAAGAUCGCGGCACGUGCACGACACGACUCCAUCCACGACGCGUCUUCAGUUAUUGAUGGCGCGAAGCGGGAAUUAUACAAGGAAAAGGAACUCCUAGCCCGAAGUAUGGGUGAAUUAGAAUUCCAACGCAAACUGAAUAUGAGCGACAGUAUGACGAGCGCUGGUGGUGGCGAUUCGGAGCAUUCGGAGCUUCGGGCAAUUGGGGAACGGGAACGUGCUGAGGGAGAGAGCGCAGACGAUUCUGACUCUUCGGAUGGGGACAGUGAGAGCAAUUCUGAAGAUGAAGACUCAGAGGCCAAAGGACAACGGAUACUUUCAUCGCAAUUAGCAACCUUAAGCGAAGAUAUUGACACGAAAGCACGUCUGAUCGAACAACUGGAAGCGUCACAGAGGAGACUCGCCACAAUGAGAACGUACUACGAACAACGACUUGAUACUUUGCACCACCAGAUUAAGGCCACCAGCGAGGAGAGGGACAAAUUUUUAAGCUCACUUGCUACGCAAGCGUCACCUCCGAGCGAGAAAUUGAAACGCGUAAAGGAAGACUAUGAACGUCGCAUGACCUCGAUGUCCCGCGAGUUGAAGCGGCUGCAGGCGGCGCAGCGCGAACACACGCGGCUUCAGCGCUCGCAGCAGCAGACGGCCCAGCAACUUUGCACCUUGAGAACCGAGCUGCAGAACAUGAAACGCGAUAAGGUGAAAUUAGUACAACGUAUGCGCGCUGAAUCCAAGCGUCACGCGCAAGCUGAAGCUGCGAGAGCCAAAGAGGUAGCUCAACUUCGCAAGGAGUCUCGGAAGAAUGCCAAUAUAAUUCGGUCACUGGAAGCGGAAACAAAACUUAAAGAACAGGUGUUAAAGAGGAAACAGGAAGAAGUAUCACUGCUUAGAAGAGGUCAUCGUGAUAAGUUGUCGAGUCGAGCCGCUGGCAGGUUACACGAGCGAUCCCGCAACCGCAACUCGUGUCGCGAAGUGUGGUCCCGGCUGGAGCGCUGGCUGUCCCGGUCGUGCGCCGCGCGCUGCACUCUGGGCGAACUGGAGGCGGCCCUAGAGCGGCAACUCCGGCAGCGCGAGAAGGCCCGCACCGACCAGGACAACGACGCAGACGCCGCUCAGCUGAUGCAGUACCUCAAGGAAGCCAUCGCCGACACGCAGCAGCAGAUCAUGCAGAUUGAGGAAGAAACCGAAGAAAACGAGCUUCCUCUUAUUCUCGAGCAAGUGGUGAACGCUGAAGCCGGUCGAUACGCCUUAGAAAGACUCGCUGCGCAAGCGUUGCAUCAUGCACAGGAUGCUGCUCGAAAUUUGAAGAUGUUACACGACACUCAGGCGCAGCUCAGAGAGAUGGAAGAAACAUCAGAGCGAACAGCAAGCGCUCUAAGAGCCGCCGGAGACCACAAUCUCAACCCAUGGGGCGUACCGCCACCAGCCUUGGCCGCCUUACUAGCACACGUCUCUUCAGGAACUUCUACCAGAUCCGUUUCGCCCUCUGACAGUUCGCUAAUGGAGCGUCCAGCGCUGACCACACGCGAGUCUUUGACUGCUCCUACGUCACCACCUGAUGAUAACAGCAACGGAUCGCCUUUUUAUCGCAACACUGGCCGCCGUGGCUCGGUGCGGUUACGUGACCUGGGCGUCUACAGCAAGGAUGAAGAUCCGAUGACUCAAUCCUUAGUGGAGCCGACUUCCCCGCGCCCAAUACCGCUCAGUCGCGUUCCCAGCGCGCCUGGAAGCCUCAGAGGCCUGCAGCCAAUAAACGCUUCGCUGGCCUCUCCCCUCACUGUCCGGCGCGCACCGCUGGAGAGCCCGCGGCCAGCCCGCCGCUACCUCGUCAAACCACAGUCCUUGGACCCAUCGGUAGUUGGUCGCGAAACGCCGCCAAUGUCGCCCAGCGCCACGAGACGGGCGCGAGACGACGACGUGUUCCUGCGACUAGCUGGUGCCGGACAUGACAACUCGCCGCAGGGGACUGUUAAGGAACUUGCUAUGAAGCGUGCGAGUGGCGGCUCGUCAUCAGCGUGGUUGCAAUGCACGCACGUGGCUGAAGGACAUGCAGGCGCUGCUCUGGCGCUCGCAGCGAGCACUAGCUUGCUGUAUAGCGGGGGAGUUGAUCGUACAGUCCGCGGUUGGGAUCUCACAGUGGGAACCGAAGCUUGGCGUGGCUGGUGCGGGGGUGGGGUCACUGCUCUCGUAGCCGGAGAGAGCGACCCACGUGGGGAUGGCAGGCUGCUAUUGGCAGCGGCGGGGGCUGCGGUGCGCUUCUUUGAUACCAGAAGUCGGACGCCGUUGACUACUUUAUGGUCUUCGGGCGCAACUGGCGCGUGUCCGUCUACGCGUGGCGGCGCACCGGCACCAGGCGAGGUAGCUGUCACUGCGCUAGCGCUAACCCACUCACACCGACUAUACACCGCCGCUGGGGACAAAAUCCGUCUUUGGGAUCUCAGGAUGUUAGAAUGUGUAUCCAAAGUAUGGUCUGGCCACGCAGCAGCGGUGAUGUGCCUGGCGAUAGGGCGCGGCGCGGGCAGCGACUUGGUCGUAUCCGGUUCGAAGGACCAUUACGUGCGAACGCUCGACAUGCAACCGCAAGAUACAGGGAGCUGGGAAGCCAGCAACCGUCAUCUACUACAACCACCGCACUAUGACGGUGUACAAGCGCUAGCGCUAUACGGGGAUGCACUAUACAGUGCCUCAAGAGACACCAGCCUCAAACGAUGGAACCUGGCUGACAAUACAUUAACCCAUAGCGUCAUGAACGCGCACAAAGGCUGGGUAACAGGAGUGUGCGUGGUAGGCGAAGAGGCAGAAACGUUAGUUGCGAGCUGCGGCCGCGAUGCGGCGCUGCGACUGUGGAGCCCUGCGCUGCGUCCUGCCGCGCCCUCUGCAGCAUUGCCGGACGCGCCGCACGCACUGGCCAGACAUCCGGUGACGCAACUGAGGAUGCUGUAUACUGCUGGGAACGGCGGCGACGUACGUGCCUGGCGGGUGGCCGAGCAGUGAACACAGCGACGGGCGCGUCCGCUGCUGGCGCAUACGCAAAUCGCGGUGACCCCUCCCCACCUCCGCGCCGCCGCAGCCGCCGUGCCGUCGCCAAAAGCGCGCCUGGAGGUGAUACCGCUCCUUGUAAUAGCAUGUAUACUCUUUCCGCUAUUUUAUUUUCUCAUGGACGUAUGCGAAAAAAGAGAUGCACAUAUUGUAUUAGAGCAUAAGAAUAACAUGUUAUCACUCUCAAACCAGUUCGGUUAAAUAUUCUAUCAUGGCAAACAUAGAUCGACCGUGAUUAGAGUUGUAAUGCAGUGUUGCGAAUAACGUUUAUAAACGAAAAAUAAAAUGACAGUUUGAUGUCGUUCAUAAACGUGGUAACUUUAGUUCCUUUUUUUUUGUCAUAAUACAGGUAAUGUAAUUGUUUAUUAUGUUUACAGAUAGUCGGUCUGUGGAUUGUACAAACUCUAAUAAUUGUCCUUGCAACACUAAUGGACGAAACUUUCAAUUCUUCAUAAGACAAAUAUGAAUUAUUAAUCACAAUAUGGAACAUGGUUUUGCGAAUCGCACUAUGUAAAUACAUUUUUUCGUUCACAAUUCUAAGUUACGUCCAUUUAUGACACAAGAGACAUUAUGUAUUUAAUUUUUAUGGUAUUUAAGUAUACGUAAACUCGCGAUUUUAACUUUAAUAUUUAAAUAAUUAAACGUCAUGAAAAACAU